Messenger RNA from Cordyceps fumosorosea ARSEF 2679, 1326 nucleotides. RefSeq names its product elongation factor Tu. The record is from RefSeq and is a predicted model, not a curated record. Bases 1 to 1326 code for a protein of 441 amino acids. The transcript is spliced from 2 exons. Gene Ontology annotation, molecular function: GTP binding; translation elongation factor activity; GTPase activity. Gene Ontology annotation, cellular component: mitochondrion. Lineage: Eukaryota; Fungi; Ascomycota; Sordariomycetes; Hypocreales; Cordycipitaceae. Gene Ontology annotation, biological process: mitochondrial translational elongation.
AUGUCUGUUGCUUUCCGCUCCAUUGCGCCGUUUAUGCGCACGGCCCGACAGGGCCUUACCGCGAACCCCCUUCGCUCUGUCAAGACACAAAACGUUGCCAGCAUCCUCAACGCCUACCGUACAUAUGCUACUCACGACCGUAGCAAGCCCCAUGUCAACAUUGGUACCAUUGGCCACGUCGAUCACGGCAAGACUACCCUCUCCGCCGCCAUCACCAAGCGACAGGCCGAAAAGGGCCUUGCCAACUUCCUCGAGUAUGGUGCUAUCGACAAGGCUCCCGAGGAACGCAAGCGUGGUAUCACCAUCUCCACGGCUCACAUCGAGUACUCGACCGAUAACCGCCACUACUCCCACGUCGACUGCCCCGGUCACGCCGAUUACAUCAAGAACAUGAUUACUGGUGCCGCCAACAUGGACGGUGCCAUCAUUGUCGUUGCCGCCUCUGACGGUCAGAUGCCCCAGACCCGUGAGCAUUUGCUGCUUGCCCGCCAGGUCGGCGUCCAGAGAAUUGUCGUCUUCGUCAACAAGGUCGACGCCAUUGACGACCCCGAAAUGCUGGAGCUCGUUGAGAUGGAGAUGCGUGAGCUGCUUUCCACCUACGGCUUCGAGGGUGACGACACCCCUGUCAUCAUGGGCUCUGCUCUCAUGGCCAUGAACAACCAGCGCCCAGAGAUUGGCCAGGAGAAGAUUGAUGAGCUUCUCAAGGCCGUGGAUGAGUGGAUCCCCACCCCUGAGCGCCAGAUGGACAAGCCCUUCCUUAUGUCCGUUGAGGAUGUUUUCUCCAUUCCCGGCCGUGGUACCGUCGUUUCUGGCCGUGUCGAGCGUGGUAUUCUGAAGCGUGAUGAGGAUAUUGAGAUUGUUGGCAAGGGUAGCGAGCCUAUCAAGACCAAGGUUACCGAUAUUGAGACCUUCAAGAAGUCCUGCGACCAGUCUCAGGCUGGUGACAACUCUGGCCUGCUCGUCCGCGGUGUCCGCCGUGAGGACAUUCGCCGUGGUAUGGUCGUCUGCAAGCCUGGCUCUCUCACUUCGCACAGCCAGUUCCUCGCCUCCCUCUACGUCCUCAGCAAGGAGGAGGGUGGCCGCCACACUGGUUUCCACGAGCACUACCGCCCCCAGAUCUACCUUCGCACUGCCGAUGACUCCGUUGAUCUGAGUUUCCCCGAGGGCACCGAGGAUGCCUCCACAAAGAUGGUCAUGCCCGGCGACAACGUCGAGAUGGUCCUUACUCUCACGAACCCCAACGCCAUUGAGACUGGUCAGCGCUUCAACAUCCGCGAGGGUGGUAGAACCGUUGCCACUGGUCUGAUUACUCGCAUUAUGAAAUAA